Knipowitschia caucasica is the source of this 735-nucleotide messenger RNA. The record is from the annotation of a GenBank genome assembly. NCBI's taxonomy places the organism in Eukaryota, Metazoa, Chordata, Actinopteri, Gobiiformes, Gobiidae.
AUGGAGCAUGAGCAUCAGACCUACUCCACUCUAAAGUCCAGGAACACCUCUGCUCUGGUGGCGGGACUCAAACCCGGCACUAAGUACAUCUUCCAGGUCCGAGCUCGCACCUCGGCCGGCUGCGGUCGCUUCAGUCACAACGUGGAGAUCCAGACCGGGAAAGCAGGAGCAGCAGGAGGUGGGGGUCAGAGCAGCAGGAGGCGGGGGUCAGAGCAGCAGGAGGUGGGGGUCAGAGCAGCAGGAGGUGGGGGUCAGAGCAGAGGAGGUGGGGGUCAGAGCAGCAGGAGGCGGGGGUCAGAGCAGCAGGAGGUGGGGGUCAGAGCAGAGGAGCCCGCCUCCCCCCUCCCUCACCCGCCUCCUGCCUCCCUCACACGCCCCCCCUCCCUCACCCACCCCCUGCCUCCCUCACCCGCCUCCCCCCUCCCUCACACGCCUCCCUCACCCACCCCCUGCCUCCCUCACCCGCCUCCUGCCUCCCUCACAUGCCCCCCCUCCCUCACACGCCCCCCAUCCCUCACCCCUCUCCUGCCUCCCUCACCUACCUCCCCCCAACCGGUCCCGGUGCGGUACAACUCCAUGACCAUAGCCUGGAUCUGCUUGGUCCUGGUCUCGGCUCUGGGCGGCUUCAUGGCCUUCAUCGUCUGCAGGAAACGGCAAGGCUACACUUUACCACACUACCCAUCGCUGCUGUGUGUGGGACCUUUAUUCACUUUCACCUGUGUGUCUUUGUGUUAG